This is a messenger RNA of Sardina pilchardus (European sardine), 3245 nucleotides long. It is a transcript of the gene lancl2, whose product is annotated as LanC lantibiotic synthetase component C-like 2 (bacterial). The record is from RefSeq and is a predicted model, not a curated record. Gene Ontology annotation, cellular component: plasma membrane. The transcript has 10 exons. Lineage: Eukaryota; Metazoa; Chordata; Actinopteri; Clupeiformes; Clupeidae. Gene Ontology annotation, biological process: carbohydrate metabolic process; peptide modification. Bases 958 to 2256 code for a protein of 432 amino acids.
GAAAAUCACGUGCCACCGAAAAAUCAAGAAUUAAGGGAGGGCGAGAAGCGAAGGGUUUAUGGAUUUAUUUCCUCCAUAAUCCGAGCGCGUGUGGUAAAUCAGCAGCAGAAACGCCAUCUGUCUCAUCCACGCCGCCGAGCACUCAAAUUCGGUCCAGAUCGGCGAGAGACAUCUGCUUUCUGUUGGUGUGGUGGCUUCGACGCUACCCUAUCCACCCGGCACGGUAUUGGAAAGACCACUUCUCACCGUCUGCGAAAGGGAAAGUCGGGGUCCGGAAAUGAUAAUAGGACGAAUCCUACUUUAAACGGACAACAAUGGACACCGAGCUUUGAACAAUGCAUUUGUGAUCAAUAUACUGUUGUUUUUUAUAUAUCAAAUAGGCUAUCACGAAGAAUGCAUGACUUCAUUAUGCCUUGCUGCCUGGGAUGGUUACUGUGAGCGGGUCGUUGUGCGUCGAGGGGGGUGAUUCCAGCUACAGCCAAAAGGAUUUUUUUUUGGUCUUGGCAGGUCAAAGAAGGAUGUAUUACAAGUGGUGACACCAGUUUGCGGCUGUGUUUGUAUUGUGAAACCUCCACCGAUUUUGUGAUUUAUUUUGGGAUUACCCUGCAGCACCCAGGGAUAUUUUCAGCCUUUAAUUGAGGACAUUUUGACAGUUGCACAACGUAGAAGGAAUAUUAUACAUCCAUCAAGUCAGUCACUGAAUAGCUUGUGAAUGGGCUGGAAGGUAUCGCUAUCCAUGAUGCACUCUUGGACAAUUCGUUCCACUUUCUGCAAGGAUGAGCCUAUUUUGCGCAGUGCCUCUCAAAUAUUGACCAGAUUUGACUGAUCAGCUGCGCUGAAUUCAGCCCAACAGCGAAACUGGAUUGUAUUGUAUGAAAAACGCGUUUUACGCGCAAGCUGUGUAGCCUACGGGAACUUGGCGGUGGUACAGUUUGGCCUUGCUGACGCUCCGUGGAAAUGGGAGACAACAUGUCAAAGAGAUUAAAACUGGUCACCACAUCUGAAUCAGAGAUGGAGGAGAGGUCUUUUGUGAACCCAUUCCCGGACUGGGACCAAGGAGUCUUCACAUCAUCAAACUCAGGACAAGAUAGUGAUGGGAGCGAACCAUUUGAUGCCAACGGAAAGAUUAAGGAGGCUUUCGAGAAGAAACUGCAGAACAAGAUCAAAGACCUGCUGGUGCAGAUGGACGAAGGGCUCAAGACAGCCGACCCCCAUGACUACUCCACAUACACUGGCUGGACAGGCAUUGCUCUGAUGUAUCUGCAGUUGCACCGGGUGACCAGUGAGGCCUCCCACCUGCAGAGGGCGCUGGACUACGUGAAGCGCACCCUGAGGAGCUUGAGCGGCCGGCGGGUCACCUUCCUCUGUGGAGACGCUGGACCUCUGGCCGUAGGCGCAGUCACACACCACCGCCUCAAGAACCAGGCAGACACACAGGAAUGUAUCAGCAAACUUCUGCAGCUCCAGAGGUCAGUGUUGUCUCCCGAUUCGGACGUGCCUGACGAGCUCCUGUACGGUCGGUCCGGCUACCUGUUCGCCCUGCUCUACGUCAACAAGGAGAUCGGCCCCGACACCAUCGACGAGGCCACCAUCACCAAGGUGGUGACGGCCAUCUUGGAGUCGGGGAAGAACGCGUCCAAAGAGGAGAAGAAGACGGAGCGCUGCCCGCUGCUGUACGAGUGGCACAAGAAGCAGUACGUUGGCGCCGCACACGGGCUGGCCGGCAUCUACUUCACACUCAUGCAGCCCAUUGCCAAGGUGAAUCCUGAUAUCCUGAAUGAGCUGGUGCGGCCCAGCAUUGACUAUGUGCGGCACAAAAAGUUCCGCUCCGGCAACUACCCCUCGUCCCUCAGCAACGAGACGGACAGGCUCGUCCACUGGUGCCACGGGGCCCCGGGGGUCAUCCACAUGCUCCUCAUGGCAUACCAGGUGUUUAAGGAGGAGAAGUACCUGAAGGAUGCGCUGGAGUGUGGCGAGGUGAUCUGGCAGAGGGGUCUCCUGCGGAAGGGCUACGGCAUCUGCCACGGCACCGCCGGCAACGGCUACGCCUUCCUCUCCCUCUACAGGGUCACGCAGGACAAGAAGUACCUGUACCGCGCCUGCAAGUUUGCCGAGUGGUGCCUGGACUAUGGGACGCAUGGGUGCCGCAUCCCUGACCGGCCGUAUUCGCUGUUUGAAGGUAUGGCAGGAGCUAUCCACUUCCUCUCUGACAUCAGCCAGCCUGAGGCCUCCUGCUUCCCCGCAUUUGAACUUUGACCCCUGGGAGGGCGAGAAUUUGGAGAGAUGCACCUGGAGAAGGACUGACCUGGAGCUCAUGAGACCGCGGUGGCGCUCUGGAGCGGGAGGGGGGUCUGGCUCAGGGGGAUGGCAUGAUUCCUCAGGUUUUCCAUAUGGGGGGGUGGGGGUUCAGGGUGAGUUCUGGGAAGGGGGCUCCUUGUUGCUUCUGACAACCCACCUAGUGUCUUGCCGCAGGCACUGAUGCAAAAAAUGAAACCUUGAACGAGUCCCAAACCUUCAGCCUUUAAUGUCCAACGCCUACAAGUGGCCACCUCCAGUUCUGUAUGUGUUGCUUGAAGUCUUUGGCCCUGAUGAAGAUGUUAACUGUUUGUUCGUUCGAGGAGCAGGUGGUGAAUAGUCUUUUGUCGUGUGAGACUGUUGUUGUUGUUGUUUUUUUAAUAAGGAUAAGACUUUUUCUCUUCCUGUACUUUGCCUAUGGAUGAUAUAGUUUCAGUAAAUGGCGAACAAAGGGAUCCUGUGGCUUCCUUAUAAUAUGGAUCUUUGCUUCUGCAUGUCCGUACCCUCAUAGGCUAACUGUGCCUCUGUCCUUGUUCGUGUUUGUCCCUCGUUAUCCGUCUAUGUUCUUUGGUCAUCUCCAUUCUGCCCCCCCCCCCAGCCCAAUUCUCAGUCCCGUUGCUGUCAUCUGCUGCAUGGAACAGCAGCGCGUAUUGCCGGAAUGUUCUCCCUGCACGGCUCAAAAUCAAACUCGUGGUGUCCCUGUAACGGUGGUCAUGUAUCUUGAGCGUCCUGGUCGUGUCGUGUCUGUCUGUACUGUUAUGUCAGUUAUGUGUGUCAGUAUGUCGUGACCCCAAGUUGGUGAACGUAACUUUCAUGAAAUAAGUACUGUUGGAGCAGAGCCAAAAGAAUGACCUUUUUUUUUUGUUAUUGCUUUUCCAGUAAGUAUUGUUUCCUCGGGCAAACAGUGUUACUUCUGAAUGUUGCAAUAAACUGGGCUUCUUUCUUCUUGA